Messenger RNA from Eimeria maxima, 1809 nucleotides. RefSeq lists its product as hypothetical. The coding region runs from base 1 to 1809 and encodes 602 amino acids. The record is from RefSeq and is a predicted model, not a curated record. Lineage: Eukaryota; Apicomplexa; Conoidasida; Eucoccidiorida; Eimeriidae. The transcript is spliced from 10 exons.
AUGACUGAAGAGCGACUGCCGCCGGUGGCAGAAGACAGUGAGGUGGAUGAAGGAAGUAUGGGCGGGGAAGAAUGGGAAACGGAAAUAAGCGAAUUCGAAACAUCUUCGGUAUACUCUUCAACGUUUACUCAUUCAUCUGAGUAUGAUGGAGGAUCAGCAAAGUUGAAUGGCGUGCUGUUGAACCUUGUGCUGGCCAUAUGCGUUGUGGUAGCUCUCAUUGCGCACGUUCAGCUAGGAAAGAGCGAGCUGACAACGCCUCCAAAAGCUGGUGGAAUCACUCCAGAACUUCUUGAUGGCCUCAAGCAUGAAGGGUCAAGACUGGUGCGGGGGGUAUCUGCGGUGCCAGCGUUUGUUCCCCAGUUCAUUGCUGGUCAAGGUGAGGAUUUUUCUGAGUCUGAGGAGGAAUCGGAAACGCUUAGUGAUGUAGAGGAUGAUGGACCUGCUUCCUUAGGAAGGAAAGAUGAUUUAGAUGUUGCUUCUUCUGAAGGCAUCAAAACGACAGGGCACGAGGUGAACGUGCCAACACAAGUUCCUCAACAUGAACCUGUGGGCUCCAGGGAGGCGGUGCUUCCCCGUGCUUCUCCAGCGGACGGAGAGCCGUCUACACCACAGGAGACGCCGAUUGUGGGGGAGUCUGGUGAGGAGGUUCUGAGGAGGGAGUCCGGAGAUAAGGAGGCAGCUGAGGACGCCUCUUCUACGCCACAAGAAACACUGAAGCUGGAGGAGGCAGAUCAUGAUGUGGUGAGGAAGGAAACUGAAAGUACGGAGGCACCUGAGGACGUGGCUUCACCGUCACAGGAAAAUGAGGUGCUGGGGAAGGAACCUGAAAGCAGGGCGGUACCUGAAGGCAUGGCUUCACCUCCAGUGGGAAUGGGGGAUCUGGAGGAAGCACUUCGCAGGCUGGAGGAGGCCCUAGAGCAGGGGGCAGCAGAGAAAGAGACCUCAGUAGGUGCAGGGCUCUCGCCUGUGGGAUUAGACAAGUUUCCGCAGCAGGAGGUUCCCGUGCCUCCGGUGGCCGAAGGGAAACUGCAGGAGGUGCCGAAGCCUGACAUGGUUUGGCAGAAGCCAGAGCGAAAAGCUUCUAUAGGACAAAAGCAGGCACUCCAGGUGCCAACGCUAAUCUCGUGCCUCAAGGAGCCUAGGUUUGAACCACCAUUUAAGUUAGAUGACACGGAUCUGGAACCUUUUCGUGAUAUCCUUAGCGGUCACCCUGAAGAUGCAGUACAAGUCCAGGGCCGUUAUGUUCUUAGGCAACAGCUUCAGGAUUUCUUAAAGGGGCAAUGGGUCGACGUGACGAUGUUGCAGUUGUACACCGAUCUCGUCGAUGAGAGCAUCAGACGCUCUUUAACUGCUGACAGGGUGCUUUUUGCAAUGACCGCUCCUCUGCUGGAUUGGGAGGAGGGCCAUCCCCACGGCACUUCCGGGCACUUUAUCGUUGCUGUUAUCAAUCGAAAGGAGCAUCGUGUCUCCGUCGUCGAUAGUCUCCCCCACCCUCCAUCAUUUUACGAGCCGAUCUUGAACUUCAUCAAACUUGUUGCGCAGCAGCUGCACGAUCCAGCCGCUGGGCCUGUUCCGCUGUAUGAAGCCUCCCCCCAUGUGCCGGAGCCAGGAUUUCCCAUGCAACUUGAAGCCUUACCGGGGUUAUCUCUUUUGCCAGGAAUACGGGAGGGCCUUUCUAAUGCUUGUGGCCCUUUUUGUAUGGAGAACAUCCUCUGCAUAGCAGAGGGCCGACAGCCUAAUUAUACGAUGGCAGACGCGAGAAACAUCCGAUUGCGCGUGGUCAGUUGUCUCAACUUCACACUUAAAUAA